Molecule: messenger RNA, 830 nt
Organism: Ictalurus punctatus (channel catfish)
Lineage: Eukaryota; Metazoa; Chordata; Actinopteri; Siluriformes; Ictaluridae
Exons: 3
Coding region: 8-628 (206 amino acids)
Source: RefSeq, a predicted model, not a curated record
UUUUGCAAUGUACCAUUGUCUUGUGUUUGUCUUAGUUUGCUGUUGUUGGCCGUUGCUGCGUUAUGAGAGCCGGCGCACACAAGACGGAAAUCGCUCCUUCUCCAACUGCCGCACCGGCACGACGUGGGCAGCUUCGUGCCGAACAUUCCGCCAGCCGGAAGGACCGCCGCGGCGGGGCGGGACUGACGCGACACCGGCCAGCGAUUGGCGGACCCAACGGAGAAAUUCCACCACUCAGGCGACGGCGGAGGAGGAUAAAAGGGCGCGCUUCCGGCCGUACGAGAGAGGAGAAUACCGUAGCGACAAGACGGACUCCGUGCAAGCGCGGACGAGAUCGCCGGGUGGUGAGUCCCACCUACGAAGGACGCCGGCCCGGGAAAGCCCUCGUCUCGGGAAUCCCGCCUCCGCCACGAGUAGGCUACACCGGCAGUCACGCCUCCACAAGCCCCGCACUCAUCCCCUCACAACCCACUCACUUCACCCUUGCACCAAUAAACCACCGUUUGUGAACGUUCUUCUGCCUCCUGUGGGUCUGUACGCCGCCCUUCCCCGGGCUAAUUCCUCACAAUGUUCUCUGCACUUGCAUCUGUCUUUGCCUCCAUUACCUGACAACAGUGUUGUAAUAUAAGGUUAGAUAACUACAGCAUAUCUGGGCAACUCUCUCUUUGACACACAUCACAAACUUUCUAGUUCAGGGAGAGUUGUUGUUGCUUUCACAAUGAGAACUGCAUAAUCCUUAUUUGCUCCUAGCUGUUGGAACACAGUGUCUCCUGUCAUCACAAACUCGCAGAGCUGCCAAAAAAGAGAACCUGUCCUAGAUUGUGUUCCAA